Molecule: messenger RNA, 1008 nt
Organism: Serpula lacrymans var. lacrymans S7.9
Lineage: Eukaryota; Fungi; Basidiomycota; Agaricomycetes; Boletales; Serpulaceae
Exons: 5
Coding region: 1-1008 (335 amino acids)
Biological process (GO): tricarboxylic acid cycle; malate metabolic process
Cellular component (GO): cytoplasm; mitochondrion
Molecular function (GO): L-malate dehydrogenase (NAD+) activity
Source: RefSeq, a predicted model, not a curated record
AUGUUCGCCCGCUCAGCUGCCCGUGCACUCGCCUCCCCCUCCCGCCUCUUCUCCACCUCUGCCUCGCGACACACAAAGGUCGCAGUCCUUGGCGCUGGCGGAGGCAUCGGACAGCCGCUCUCACUCCUCCUCAAGAGCGACCCCCUCGUGUCCUCGCUCAGCUUGUAUGAUAUCCGUGGUGCUCCUGGUGUCGCAGCAGACGUCAGCCACGUCGACACUGCCAGUGAGGUGAACGGUUAUGCAGCGGACAAACUUGAUGAGGCUCUCGACGGCGUCAAGGUCGUUGUCAUCCCCGCUGGUGUCCCAAGAAAGAUGACCCGUGAUGACCUUUUCAACACCAACGCCUCCAUCGUCCGUGACCUCGCUACCGCCGUCGCCCGCAUCGCACCCACCGCCCACAUCCUCGUCAUCUCCAACCCCGUCAACUCCACCGUCCCCAUCGUCGCAGCCACCCUCGAAAAAGCCGGCGUCUUCGACCCAGCCCACCUCUUCGGUGUCACCACCCUCGACGUCGUCCGUGCCGCCCGUUUCCUCGCUGGCGUCAGCGGUGCAAGCCCGAAUGACACCCCUGUCACCGUGGUGGGUGGACACUCUGGUGCGACGAUCGUCCCGCUGCUGUCCCAGUCGCCGUAUGGCAAGGGUAUCUCGGGUGAGGCGUACGCCCAGCUCGUGCAUCGCAUCCAGUUUGGAGGUGAUGAGGUGGUCAAGGCGAAGGAUGGAGCUGGGAGUGCGACGCUCUCGAUGGCCUAUGCUGGUGCCAAGUUCACCAACUCGUUGUUGCGUGGUUUGAACGGCGAGAAGGGCGUGAUUACGCCUACGUUUGUCAAGAGUUCGCUGUUCGCUGACCAGGGCAUCGACUUUUUCUCCACGAAUGUUGAACUCGGUCUCAACGGUGUGGAGAAGAUUCACCCGAUUGGUCCUCUGUCUGCUGAGGAAGAAAAGUUGAUGGAGGCUUGUUUGCCAGAGUUGAAGAAGAACAUUGAGAAGGGCAAGGCAUUCGUCGCUUAG